Molecule: messenger RNA, 1146 nt
Organism: Aspergillus campestris IBT 28561
Lineage: Eukaryota; Fungi; Ascomycota; Eurotiomycetes; Eurotiales; Aspergillaceae
Product: isopenicillin N synthase family dioxygenase
Exons: 3
Coding region: 26-1117 (363 amino acids)
Source: RefSeq, a predicted model, not a curated record
CUCCUAUUCCAUGAACAAGAUUACCAUGGGUUCUGUCUCACCGUCGUUUACGGAAAUUCCCGUUCUAGACUACGCUCUCUCGACGCAGCCGGCGACGCGUGCCCUCUUCGUCGACCAGCUCCGCAAUGCCCUCGUCCACGUGGGCUUCUUCUAUCUAGCCAACGCCCCUAUAUCUCCGCACAUCAGGGAUGAACUGGUCAAGAAGACAGUGGAGCUAUUCGAUCUCUCGCCCGAGAAGAAACUUGAAAUUGAAAUGAUCAACAGUAAGCAUUUUCUAGGCUAUUCGCGCCUCGGUGCGGAGGUUACGGCCCGGAAGUUAGACCAUCGCGAGCAGUUUGACUUUGCCACGGAGCUCCCUGUCCCAGGGCCAGACGAACCCGCGUAUAGGAAUAUUCGCGGCCCAAACCAGUGGCCCGAUGAAUCCGCUAUUCCCGGUUUCCGACAAACAAUUGAGGGCUAUCUUGCAGAGCUCCGUCCCGUGUCCGAUGCAUUCGAGGAGCUCAUCGCCGAGGCCCUGGGGCUGUCCCCAAUAGCGUUAAAACCGUAUUUUGACACCCCGCGCCAACACAAACUGAAACUCAUCAAGUAUCCACGCCCAACCACAGACGAUGAGAGUCAAGGCGUAGGUCCACACAAGGACUCGGAAUUUCUGACCUUUCUAUACCAGCCUACAGCGCACCCGGGCCUGGAGGUCCAGAACAAGAACGGCGAAUGGAUUCCUGCUCCCCCCAUGGACAACACGCUAGUCGUGAAUAUCGGUCGUGCGUUGAGCGCGAUUACGGGGGGCGUGUGCACCGCCACUACACACCGCGUCAGUCUCGCACCGGAGAAUUUCGUCGCCGGUGGCAAGGAGCUAGGACCGCGGUUCUCUAUCCCCGUCUUUCAGGGUAUGAGCUUGGAGCUGUCAGCUGGGGACAUCACGCUGGAUAUUCCGAGUCAUAUUCGAGAUCUGGUCAAAGAUGACCGUGUGCGGUCGGAUGCGGAGGGCACGUUUAAUCAGAAGUUCCAUGGGAAGACGGGUGAGGGCACGCUUGUCCAUCGGGUGAUUAGCCAUCAGGAUGUAGGGAGACGAUGGUAUCCGGAGCUGUUGGCCUGGGCGUUAGAACAGCAGAAGUAGUCAACAGUAUAUAACCAACAAUACUGCAA